GUUGCCCCUUUUUCGUUCCUAAAAUAGAUGGAGAAUAAGAAGAGAAAUAUAACGGCGAAUUCAUGGCGGGACUUAAGAGCACUGCAGCUGCUAAACCUCCAAGCUAGAAGCGGCACAAAUGCUCUACUGAUCAAACCAUGGUGCCUCAUUCACUUCAAUUUCUCCGUUUCAUUCCCUCCUCCAUUCGCCGCCUUUCCAUUUCCCCCUACAAACCCCAGAAUGGAAUUGCUUGGACAAGGAUGUUGAGCACUGAUGCAUCUUGGGCAGAAGGUGAAUUUGAUGAUAUCCAAGAUGAUACCAAAACAUCAGAGAAAGCCACUGCAUUGCAUUCGGCCCUCUCGCAGCUUGUAGGUGAUUUUGGCAAAGAAUCAAUGUUGUCCUUGCAGCGCUUCUUUGGUGCUAGACGACGUGCACCUGUUUUACCUACUGGCUCGUUGAGGCUUGAUCUAGCACUUGGGAUUGGAGGACUACCCAAGGGAAGAAUUGUUGAAAUUUAUGGACAAGAAGCAUCUGGGAAGACAACACUUGCCCUUCAUGUAAUUAAAGAGGCUCAAAAGCUUGGAGGUUACUGUGCAUACCUGGAUGUCGAAAAUGGAAUGAACCCCUCUCUUGCUGAAGCAAUAGGGGUUAAUGUAGAAAAUCUCCUUAUUUCACAGCCAGAUUCUGCUGAGAAUCUGCUAAGUAUUGUUGAUACCCUGACAAAAAGUGGAUCCAUGGAUGUAAUUGUGGUUGAUAGUGUGGCAGCUCUUGUUCCCCAACUUGAGCUUGAUGCUACUUUAGGUGACUCUCCUAAAGGCUUACAAUCAAAGAUAAUGACACAAGCACUACGUAAAAUUCAUUAUUCGUUAUGCAACUCUAGCACACUAAUUAUUUUCGUUAAUCAGGUAAGAUCGAACAAAAGAUUAGCUCGAGGCUCAGGGCGUAUGGAGGAAGUAACUUGUGGUGGAAAUGCUUUGCCUUUUUAUGCUGCUGUACGACUUAGAACGAUUAGAAAACAAUUGCUUAAGACCAAGGAUAAGAUUACUGGUCUUGGGAUCUGUGUAAAAGUGGUUAAAAAUAAGCUAGCCCCUGCAGCAACAGAAGCUGAACUGAGGAUACAGUUUGGAGGAGGCUUUUGCAUAGAAUCUGAGGUUUUGGAAUUGGCUUGUGAACAUGAAGUCAUUCUGAAAGGAGGAGGGAGCUACUUCAUAGAUGGACAGGUUUUAAACAGUAGACAGGAUGCUGAAGAUUAUCUAGCUGCCAAUGGUGCUGUUUUAGCUAAGAUAGUCGAUACUUUAAGAGAUCAGCUAUUUGUGAACAAGAUGGUAAAAAUAACUGAUUAGAUAGUCAGUUUCUGGUUUUAAUCAACACCAAAAAUUUUGCUGCUUCGUCCUGCAACAGUAUCCUGCUAAAGCCCGCCGAAGGAAAGCUAUGUUAAUGAGCAAGGAGCAACUGUGCGUUUAUUUCCUCUGUGGAGCAUCUGCAGCAACCAUGCUACGCAAUAACCUGCUUAUGGACUUCCUCUGUCACUGUAGGAAAGGCAUGCCUAUACUUAGACAGGACUUCGGCCAUUGCAAACAAUGGUUCUAGGAAAUGCCAUGUCCUUCUAGAAUAGUUGUGAAUCUUCUUUCUGUCUUAUGAUCAAGUAUAUAUUUUAUUUUGUUUUGAGAUGUGAGAUCACUAGAGUUGUUGCUGGACUGUGUUAUCUUUAGUUCAAAAUAUACAGGAGGGGCUCUAUUAUGAUAUAAGCAUGUGAGAGUCACAUGAGUAGUUAAUUGGUUAAGAAGGUAGGUAGUCUGUUAAAAGUAAGUUAAGGGUGUUUUAGUCUUUUCAGCUCUUCUUUCUUCUUCUUCUAGUAUAUAUCGACUGUAUACGGUAGUGGAGAGCAAGCUUGCCCAUUCUCUCAAUAACAGAGCAUUGUUCUAGAA
Messenger RNA from Nicotiana tabacum (common tobacco), 1907 nucleotides. RefSeq names its product DNA repair protein recA homolog 2, mitochondrial-like. The record is from RefSeq and is a predicted model, not a curated record. Gene Ontology annotation, biological process: DNA repair. Gene Ontology annotation, molecular function: ATP-dependent DNA damage sensor activity; single-stranded DNA binding; ATP hydrolysis activity. NCBI's taxonomy places the organism in Eukaryota, Viridiplantae, Streptophyta, Magnoliopsida, Solanales, Solanaceae.